Molecule: messenger RNA, 1408 nt
Organism: Lepisosteus oculatus (spotted gar)
Lineage: Eukaryota; Metazoa; Chordata; Actinopteri; Semionotiformes; Lepisosteidae
Source: RefSeq, a predicted model, not a curated record
GCUAUACACUUUUCCCACGCAUAUUUCCCACGUUGGCACCAGUCUUCAGUGUAACUAGAAAUUUCGCGUCAUACUUUAUGUUGAAGUUUUCCAGAGAGAUUUAGCCGUUUUAGUUCUCCGUUCCGUGCUGUCGAGCUUAGAGAUACGAAACAAUACGAGAGACCUAUAUGCACCUGGGGGAAGACCUCGUGAAAAUUGUACCCCUCAAAAUACAAUCAUGUCCACAAUUUCGAAGCCAGACAAUCAAGAGGACAGAUCUGCAGAAUGCAAAGCCAUGCGGACUCCGAAAUGUGCUCGUUGCAGAAAUCACGGCUUCAUCGUGCAGCUAAAAGGACACACGGGCAAGUGUCCGUUUUAUCACUGCUCUUGUUGGAAAUGCUCGCUUAUUACAGAAAGGACGAAGAUUAUGGCAUCGCAGAGACGUUUGAAAAAGUUACAAAACGAAGAAGCUUUAGGAAAUGCUAACCUAACUUCCGAGAAGGAACCUCUUACCACUACAAAAUUCUCCGAUUGCUGGACAGGGGUGUUUAAAAGCGGUCGAGAAGGCGCUGGGUCGCGACCCGAGAGUUACCUACAAGGGGAACCCCCUGUCCCCAAGGUGCAGCAGCUGUCUGCCAGGACAGAAAGUGUAAUUAAAAAAUCGGCAAGGAGACAGGGUUGCGAGAGUUAUUGCACCGAGCUAGCGGUGCCUUUCGAGACUAAAAGUGAUCAUUUGAAUGUUCCCAGAAUGGCGGCAUCCAGUUCUCUUGGAGGCCCUUCGCAGAAUUCAGACUUGGAAGCGGCGGGAGACCGUCCCCCCUUAGCUCAGUGGGGAGCUGUGGGCAGAGACGUGAAAGACAACGCCUUCGUUAUAGGCAGAAACCCAUCUCAUGUGCCGAAGGAUUUUGCACUGGCAGAGGUCACCCAGGGCGAAAUGGGUACAGGGCAGUUCAUGAAUGUGCCCAUCCCUGUAAAACUGUACACCCAGUAUCCCAACGGCUACUCCUGCCAGGCCUUCUUACUUAGCAUGCCACCAGCCCCGGGACCGAUGGAGAGCCACUCUCUCCAUUCUGUUCAGCUUGGCUUCUCCCACUUCCAGCCUAACAGCUCGGUACAUUUACCAGAGUCCCCACAGGUAAGGAGACUGCGUUUCUCUGAGCAGAACAGUGAACAGAACAGUUUCUCUGAGCAGAACCGUCAUGAGAAAACGACAUAUCAUUUUCUCCAGUUCCAGAAUCCCUGACUCAGUAGGCAGUAGGCAAUGACUUAAAUUAAUACCGUAAUGUGUUUAGCUGUUUGAUGUUAAUAUUUUGUAGAGUUACUGUACACAGUUUACCGUGUUUUUAGUAUGGAUACAUGCAGCGCCUGUUACUGUAUCUGCUCAUACCAGUGCAGUCAGGGCCGUCUCAAAGUGGGGGCGAAGGGGGCG